Scutellospora calospora is the source of this 1513-nucleotide messenger RNA. NCBI's taxonomy places the organism in Eukaryota, Fungi, Glomeromycota, Glomeromycetes, Diversisporales, Gigasporaceae. The record is from the annotation of a GenBank genome assembly.
CGGGGUAUUGAGAGAUGAAGGAGGGUAUGAAUUUAAACGAGCAGUAGUUGAAGCAAUAUUUGACUUGGUCAAGUUCAUACCUGAGUCCAAAGAAGCUGCUUUGGCUCAUUUAUGCGAAUUCAUUGAAGAUUGUGAAUUCACCAAGCUUUCAGUGCGUGUUUUACACCUUCUUGGAGUUGAGGGACCAAAGACAGCCACUCCUACAAAAUAUAUCCGCUAUAUUUAUAAUCGCGUUAUAUUAGAAAAUUCUAUUGUUAGAGCUGCGGCAGUAAGUGCUCUUGCUAAAUUUGGUGUUAGUGUAGAAGAUCCCGAAGUUAAAAAGAGUAUAAAAGUUCUGCUUACUAGAUGUUUGGAUGAUAAUGAUGACGAAGUUCGAGACAGAGCAACGUUAUAUUUGAAACUUUUAGAUGAAGAAGAUAAUGCUGAAAAAUAUCUUAAAGAUGACUCUACAUAUUCACUUGCGGCCCUUGAAAGACAAUUGGUACAAUAUGUAAGUGAUCCUGAAUCUGCGGAAAAUCCAUUCGAUCUAUCUGCCGUUCCAAAGAUAACUAAAUCUCAGGCUGAAGCCGAGAAUUUACGACCUCGAAGCUUUGACCUGGCGAAUACACAAAUCAUUGGUGUUUCUUCGCCAGCUGUUAUUGGAAUAAUCCCUGCCACUAUUUCUACUACAAGCAGGGAUGUAACACCUACCCCUGGAAUUGAUCAGCAGCAAAUUUAUGCUCAACAAUUGGAAAAAAUUCCAGAAAUUGCAGCGUUCGGAACUUUGUUUAAGAGUAGUACCAAACCAGUUGAGCUUACAGAAAGUGAGACAGAAUAUGUUGUUAGUUGUGUAAAACACGUAUUCAAUGAAAACAUAGUAUUUCAGUUUAAUAUAAACAAUACAUUGAAUGAUCAGUUAUUAGAGAAUGCGUCAGUUGUAAUGCAACCAGAAUCAGAUGAUAUUGGUUUAGAGGAAGAGUUUGUAAUCCCGGCUUCUAAAUUAGCAUAUGACCAGCCUGGAUCAGUAUAUGUUGCUUUUAAAAGAACAAAUCUCGAUGAAUACGCUCUAGGAAGUUUCUCAAAUACUUUGAAAUUUGUAGUCAAGGAUUGCGACCCUAAUAGCGGAGAACCUGAUGAAGAAGGAUAUGAGGAUGAAUAUCUGGUCGAAGAUGUCGAGUUAGUGACUGGAGACUAUGUCCUCCCAACAUACAUCUCUGAUUUCCAGGUUUCCUGGGACAAACUUGGAGAAGAUGGUCAAGUUGUUGAGACAUUUGCCUUAACCGCAGCAAAAAGUUUAAAAGCUGCUUGUACAACUCUAAUUGAACUUCUUGGAAUGAGUGCUGUUGAAAACACUGGAACACCACAAUCAUCAAGUGUACAUACACUUUUACUUUCUGGUAUAUGUUUGGGUGGAGUGGAAGUUCUUGCCAAAAGUCGUAUGACAUUUUCCCCUAGUACUGGUGUUACAAUGGAGUUAUCAGUCCGAUCAUCCAGCCAGGAGAUUAGUCGUAUUGUUAUUAGUGCUGUUGUAUAG